Molecule: messenger RNA, 694 nt
Organism: Leptonychotes weddellii (Weddell seal)
Lineage: Eukaryota; Metazoa; Chordata; Mammalia; Carnivora; Phocidae
Source: RefSeq, a predicted model, not a curated record
AUGAUAAUACUGAUAAGAAAAUUGAAAAGCAAACUAGAUGAAUAUAAAAAGGAGGUGGAUGCAUCAGCAAAUCUUUUGAGUACCUACUGUUUGGGAGAAGCCUUAAUUCCAGACACUCCAGAGAUCUUGAAUUUGUCUGCUGAUUUCUCAACUUCCACAUUACACCUAAAGUGGAAUGACAGAGGCUCUGUUUUUCCAUAUCAUUUAAAUGUCAUCUGGGAAAUUAAAAUUCUACGUAAAGAAAAUAUGGAAAUUGUAAAAUUAGUGACCCACAACACAACUGUGAAUGGUAAAGAUACAGUUCAUCACUGGAGUUGGACCUCAGACAUGCCCUUGGAGUGCGCCACUCAUUCUGUGGGAAUUAGAUGCUAUGUUGACGAUCCUCAUUUCUCUGGUCACACAGAGUGGAGUGACUGGAGCCCACUGAAGAAUGUUUCUUGGUCACCUGAUUCUCAGACUAAGGUUUUUCCUCAAGACAAAGUGAUACUUGUAGGCUCAGAUAUAACAUUUUGUUGUGUGACUCAAGAAAAAGUGUUAUCAGCACAGAUUGGCCAAACAAAUUGUCCCCUUAUCCAUCUUGAUGGGGAAAAUGUGGCAAUCAAGAUCCAUAAUAUUUCUGUUUCUGCAAACAGCGGAACAAAUGUGGUUUUCACAACGGAAGAUAACAUAUUUGGGACAGUUAUUUUCGCAGGAU